Molecule: messenger RNA, 1280 nt
Organism: Myodes glareolus (Bank vole)
Lineage: Eukaryota; Metazoa; Chordata; Mammalia; Rodentia; Cricetidae
Gene: Rpf2
Product: ribosome production factor 2 homolog
Biological process (GO): maturation of LSU-rRNA from tricistronic rRNA transcript (SSU-rRNA, 5.8S rRNA, LSU-rRNA); ribosomal large subunit assembly
Cellular component (GO): nucleolus
Molecular function (GO): rRNA binding
Source: RefSeq, a predicted model, not a curated record
UGUUUCGUGUUUCCGGUACCGCCUCUUCCGGCGUUAGCGGCGGCUUCGCGGAAGUGCGCGCUACACGUGUGUUUGCUCGGAGUCCGGUAGCGAUGGACGCUUUGGAUAAAGUCCUAAAACCUAAAACCAAAAGGGCUAAGAGAUUCCUUGAGAAGAGAGAACCAAAGCUCAGUGAAAACAUUAAGAAUGCCAUGCUGAUUAAAGGAGGGAAUGCGAACGCAACUAUGACGCAAGUCCUCAGAGAUGUGUAUGCCCUGAAGAAACCAUAUGGAGUUCUCUAUAAAAAGAAAAAUAUUACAAGACCAUUUGAGGAUCAGACGUCACUGGAAUUCUUCUCAAAGAAGUCAGACUGUUCUUUAUUUAUGUUUGGCUCCCAUAAUAAGAAGAGGCCAAAUAAUCUAGUAAUAGGUCGAAUGUAUGACUACCAUGUGCUGGAUAUGAUUGAACUAGGUAUUGAGAAGUUUGUCUCUCUAAAGGAUAUUAAGACUAGUAAGUGCCCUGAGGGAACAAAACCCCUGUUGAUAUUCGCUGGUGAUGAUUUUGAUGUAACAGAAGACUAUAGAAGAUUAAAAAAUCUUCUUAUUGAUUUCUUCAGAGGCCCCACAGUGUCAAAUGUCCGACUGGCCGGAUUAGAGUAUGUUCUGCACUUCACGGCACUCAACGGGAAGGUUUACUUUCGAAGCUAUAAGCUUCUGUUGAAGAAAUCUGGCUGCAGAACCCCACGAAUUGAGCUGGAGGAGAUGGGACCGUCGCUGGACCUCGUUCUGAGGAGGACACACUUAGCGUCAGAUGACCUUUAUAAGUUGUCUAUGAAAAUGCCCAAAGCUCUCAAGCCAAAGAAGAGAAAGAAUGUCUCUCAGGAUACUUUUGGUACAACUUUUGGAAGGAUUCAUAUGCAGAAGCAAGACCUAAGCAAACUACAGACCAGGAAAAUGAAGGGGUUGAAGAAGCGACCUGCAGAGAUGGGGACAGAUGGCGAGGGGAAAAAAUCAAAGAGAAUUAAGAAAAAUGAGUGAAACCAACUGACAGUGACCACUUUCUUGUGGUUGUUUACUAAAAAGAACUGUUCGAUUUAAGUCUGUUCAGUUUUUUCAUAGGAGUUUGUUGUUUCUUUGUAGGUUUUUGGAGGGAUAGUGGUUUGAUGAGAUCUCAUAUUGUAGCCCAGGCUAGCCUCAGUCUCCCAAGAGCAGCAAUUAUAGGCAUGUACCACCAUACCUAGCAUAUUGUAUAUUUCUGUAACAUAACUUAUUACUUAAAUUUUUAAAAAAUUUGAAAUCGUA